Molecule: messenger RNA, 1191 nt
Organism: Loa loa (African eye worm)
Lineage: Eukaryota; Metazoa; Nematoda; Chromadorea; Rhabditida; Onchocercidae
Exons: 7
Coding region: 1-1191 (396 amino acids)
Source: RefSeq, a predicted model, not a curated record
AUGGCUCUUCAACCAAUUCUAGGAAAAGAGCUAAAUAAAUUUGUGCCUUCUCAUUUGACAUUUGAUGCCAAAAUAAACAUUCCAGCGCAGAUGUUACGUCAAGAAGAAUGUCGUGUACCAUUUAUUGUUGCCAAUGGACCACGCUCGAUAGAAUUGCUUUUACGUCCUGCAAAAGAAAUCCAAAUACAUUCCAGUGAACUUAAAAUCAAUGUAGCAGAUUUUUGUCGAGAAAAACCUACAUUGCUUGUGAAUUGCCAAAAUGAACUGCAUAUGCAAAUUUCCGGAUUAAUUGCAAUACGUUUCGGUGCCUCGAAAGAUCCUGAUAAUUCUGCAGCUAUAGAGACAAUACUGAAUGAAACACAAGAAACCGAUUUUGAACAUACAUUUAUCAUGCGUGGUAUGGAUCCAUUUCUGGAAUCAUUGCACAACACUGUUACAUCAGCGGAAUACGGAAAUGGCUUGGUCGGUCUUAGCAUCCUUAUUACAUAUCCGGAAGCAGAAUUUAUGCAAUUCGUUGAACAGAAAGGAAGACUUCGAUCACUGACACAUGCUGAACGUCGGAACAGCCAGCUGAACUCCAAAGCUUACAAAGAUUUCACAGUAUUCGGUACAAAUGCAUAUUCCAUAAUGUAUUCAAAAUGGAUGCUUUAUAUGAGUACCAAAUAUUUUCACCAUUUAAUCGAUGAAAAUCCAACUGUUAAUCACACAACAUUAAAUUAUCACCAUGAUGUGAUAGGUUAUGCACUUUCCUUAGCACUCCAAAAUCAGUUCUACCAGGAGUUGAAGAAGGAUAUCAGAAAAAUGCGUCAAACAAUCGAAUUACUUUGCAUACUAGAACCGAUUAACGUCGAUAUAGCCAUCGAAGCCGUUGCUAUAGAACUUGAAUCCGCCAUUUUCGAUGGAUGGAAAUAUAUAGAUUUAGACGACCUAGUGCGAAUAUUAACAUUGCCGAAAUAUUGGGAAUUGGAGGAAUUGAAGGUUGCAGCACGAUCUUUGAUUAUCGACCUUCACUGCAAGCAGUUUCAGGAAGAGUACAAUGAGCAAUCAACAGGUGCACGGUGUGCAGUAUACAGGGACCUUAUAUUGAACGGUGCAUUGGAUGAGAUAUCUAAACCAGUAGAAAGUGAACUUGAAAAGAUCAAAAAGAUGGGCUGGAAAAUGAGCAUGGUAAGGAAAACGUGGAGUUCGUAG